AUGGAUUUUGAAAGUCCGGACGUUGAAAAGGAUUUUCCUGGCUUAUAUGCAUCUGAGAGUGGCAGGAAAAGCAAUGAAAGUGACUUCAGUGAUGGUGCUGACCAUGAAAAACCAAGCAAGAAAGACUUAUUGGGUAGACGAAAAGAAAAGAAAGAGAAGAAAGAUAGAGGCUAUGCUGCACUAGAGGGAGAAAGCUCACCAGAAGAGGAUACUGAUACAAAAAGUCCUUCGAAAUCCAAGAAGACAAAGUCAUUUAAAUUCCCGACAAAGAGUAAGGAGAAACGCGAGAAAUCUCGUGACAAAGAAAAAGUAUUAGAGGAUGCAGCAAAGCAAAGAGAAAGGGAAGAGAAAGAAAAGAAAAAAGAGAAGGAACGAGAGAAAGAAAGGGAAAGGGAGAAAAAGGAGAAAGAAAAACGUGAGAAGUUGAGAGAGAAAGAUAAGGAAAAAGAAGAAAAAGCAAAAUUCAAGCUAGAAUCUAAGGAAAAACUGAAAGAUGAGAAAAAAGAUAAGACGAAAGAUAAGGACAAGGAGAAGGUGAAGGAAAAAGAAAAGGAGAAAGUGAAAGAAAAAGAUAAGGAUAAAAAGGAUAAAAAGCUGACGAAAGUUCCAUCUACAUUCACAUGUGGAGUACCCUUCGAAGAAAUAUUUACCUUGGGAGUGGCUCUCCCGAUAUUUGGCGUACCGUUAGCGCAGUCAGUGGAGCGUUCGAGAUGUCACGACGACACCGGCCUACCUCUCGUCGUACGAGACAGCAUCGAUUACCUACAGGCGCACGGUUUGAAAUCCAACCAGAUUUAUCGUACAGAACCUGACAAGAUCAAAAUGCAGCAGCUGAAGAAACUCUUCACGGACAGAGGACCUACAUUCCCUUACCACUGGGAUGUUCCCGUGGCUUGUGCUAUGCUUAAAACUUUUAUUAGUGAACUCCCGGACUCUAUAUUAACACAAGAGCUACACGGACAGUUCGAACAAGCGACGGCUAUAGCCGAGCCACAGCGCGAGGCUACAAUGUUGGCACUCAUAGCCAAACUACCUCCACACAACUAUAGCCUGCUGGGCUGGAUCAUCAGGCACUUCGAAUGUGUUGUGGCUAAUGAACAGGCGAAUCACGCAAACAUUCAAACUAUAAUGACUGCAAUGGGACCAGCGCUCAACAUGUCGUUGAACCUCCUCACCUACUUGGUCUCUAAGGCUGAGAAGCUGUUCCCAGACGUCCAGCUUACGAAAUACGUACCACCUUUAGCCUCCAUACCACCUGACUUCCCAGAGACAGCUCCUGAAUUAAGCUUGGAGCUUCGCAAGCAGGAGUCUCUAUUGAAUCAGAUACACGCAGAAAUGCACGCCGGGUUUAUCACGCCCGCCCGGGAUCAGCAACUGUGGGAGGCGCAAAGGAUUGUCACACAGCUGAAGAGGAAGCUCCGCUCAGUACAGAAAUCUGUAGAACCGCAAAAUUCAUUGCAACCUCAACAUGCGUCGCUAGAUGAAAGACAUGAACAUAAAACGGAGGAUGAACCAGUGAGGCGGAACUCUCAACCCUCACAACCAUCUGCACCGCCACAACUGCAACCAGAGGCACAACUCACUCCUCAAGAACCUCCCGAGGUCAAAACUCCAAAUGAACCAUUCCUAGACUCCAAAGAGUCGCCAAGCCAAGAACCCAUCUUCGAAGCCGAAUUUGAAGACAAUUUCGAAUUCAAACCAGAAAUCCCAAUAAAAGAAACACCCGACCAAGAUAUACCUCCAGCAGAACCCAUCAAAGAAAAACCUAAACUAACGGAAAAAGAACUCAAAGUACUAAGAUUAGAACUUGAAAACGCAGAGUACUUGCAACUUAAGUCGCUACUGCAAGCGAAAAUCAACUCUGAACAGUUUGAAAUAGUCAAACUUAGGAGCCAUGUUGCAUUGAAGAAUAAGGCUGAAGGUGGCCAGACGACGAAAGAUAGCAAGGAAAACAACGUGCAAGACGAACAGGAGUUAAGACAAAGACUGAUCAAAGAGAAUGCGUUACUGGAGCAAAAGAGAAUCAACCUUAUUAACCAGAUAUUUCAGGAGAGAGUCGCUUGUAUUCAGUUGAAGAUAGAGCUCGCUAUGAAAGAAAUACUGUCGAAGUCAUAA
This is a messenger RNA of Spodoptera littoralis (African cotton leafworm), 2115 nucleotides long. Lineage: Eukaryota; Metazoa; Arthropoda; Insecta; Lepidoptera; Noctuidae. The record is from the annotation of a GenBank genome assembly.